Messenger RNA from Cantharellus anzutake, 5343 nucleotides. RefSeq lists its product as uncharacterized. Gene Ontology annotation, cellular component: cytoplasm. NCBI's taxonomy places the organism in Eukaryota, Fungi, Basidiomycota, Agaricomycetes, Cantharellales, Hydnaceae. The record is from RefSeq and is a predicted model, not a curated record. The coding region runs from base 1 to 5343 and encodes 1780 amino acids. Gene Ontology annotation, molecular function: ATP binding; nucleic acid binding. The transcript is spliced from 27 exons.
AUGUUUGCUUCCAAGGCACUGACAGAAUUUGAUGUGUACCGUGUACCGUUCCUCAUGAUCAUGCUCUUGGGUCCUAGCGCUCAACAUUUUUGUUGCAGUACCUGGACGAAACGCGGUGGUAGAAUGCUGGAUAUAGUUGGUGAUUAUGCUGGCCAAGAAUUGUUUUUGUUGGAUGGCGACGCACUUCUUCAACUUGUCUUGGAUGAUCCUCUCCUGGCUCUAGGCAAAGACUCUGGCCCGUCUUUCCAAUUGCUGCAUGCUGCAUGGCGAGUAGAAAAGACCCUUCAGGAAUUUAUCUCUAGAGACUGUACAUUCGAAGUUGUGUUUUUUGAGGUGAACACCCAUGUCACGAUUCUCUCGGGAAGUGCAGUGCGCGUCACCUCCUCCAGAGGGUUGGCUCGGGAGUUACUUCGUAGACAUAUCUUGUCUCUCUCUAUUCCCACUCACACCUUCGAGUCCCUUCAAGAUCCUGAGUGGACAAUGUACUUUGACGUGAAGCGGCCAAUGUUCUUCAUGACUCAUGACGGCGGUCAACCAUCAAGCGAGAACAAAUAUUCAGCAGAGCGCGUACUCUAUCAGCGGUUCUUUCUUUUGAGUAUGAUAAAUUCUGGAUUCCCUGUCGCGUUGUUGCAUCCUGCCGAGUUUAGGGAUGGAAAGAUCUUGACCUAUGUGUACGAGGGAAGGAAAUCUCGUCCUUUGAUUCUGCCGCAGCAUCUAGUUGAUGCGUUCAGAACCGCUCAAGGGUGCCUAUCGCAAGCUACGGAGUCAACGGACCCUCCCUAUCCCCCGCCGGCAUCCCCCACUUUUCAAGCUGUGUUGACGCAUGCGUUGACUGAACUUGUUUCUAGAAGAUCAUCGCUAGGCAAUGCCGGAAAUGCAAUGCUGUGGCUUUACCUCUGCCAUGCAAUUGUUCUCACGUCACUACCGCUUAAUUUUCGAGCCCAAAAUAUGCCAAAACUCUCACAUGAACUGACAUCAUACCUUAAUGAUGACUUUCUCCCCUUGAUUUAUUCGUCGAUCCGUCAAUCAGCCGCAUCUCUCCCAAAAACCCAGGGACUUUGUGACAUUGACCUAGAUGGGCGGCUGUUUUGUAUUCUAGUCUCUUCUCUUCUUGCGUCCCCUCUUCCGGUGGGCGACAUCAUUGGCGAUGAGCUCUUGGCUAUCACAACAGCACGAGCUCUGGAGAUUGGUUUGCCACCGGUUGAUUUUGCAAGUUUGAGGCGGCGUUUUCCAAAUCAGUUACCCCACCCCCAUCUUGCUGUCCUGGAGAACUCGCAAUCAACUCUUUUGCCAUACUCUAACAAUACUUUCGAUCGCCAUUUGGAAUCCAUUCGUGUUGAUGUUUCAGAUUUCCCAGCCUCAGCGACAACACCCAACCGGCUCGAUUUCGAUACGGUCUUUAAGGAUGAGAUCCACUGGCACUCACACAACCCUCUUCUUCCCACCCAUCUUGGUGGAAAUAAUGCUCAGCCCCUUUCUGAGUGGGAGAGGAGGCGGCGUGACCGAAAAGAACACCGAAACAUGGCGGCUAUGCAAAGAAGCGCCGCUUCGCUCACCGGGGCACUUGGGACGGUUCUCCAACAGCAGAUAAUCCCUGCUGUUGCGAAGCACCCAGUUACCAAGCACGAUGGAUCGUUUUCCCGGGUGCAGGCUAAUCGGAAAACAUCAGCGAAGGCAUUAACAUCAAAAGAGAGGCUGCUAGCAGAGAACGCAGCACGGAAGGAGGCCGAAGUUGCUUCACAGAAUGAGAAAUGGUGGGCAGAGAAGAUCUCUGAAAUUGGUACCCUCUCUCUUCAGCAGCAGCUCCCCCUCGUAAAGGCUUUUGCAAUGAGUAAACGAACAUCUGAUAAAUGGCUCAAAUGCGAGAUCUUGCUCAAGCAAAUGGAUAUCGAACUUCGCAUGUGGAUAGCCGAUGAGAAGCGUGAAGUUCCGGAGGUUGCAGAUCGAUAUCGAAUAUUUCUCGCUACGACUUCCCGUUCCAUAUUAGAGUCGUCUCUCAAGAAUGGUUACAACCCAAACGAGAAACAACGCAAGGCCAUACUUUCCGUGCUCGAAGCAUUGGGGUUCAGUUGCUUGGCUCAAGCUGGGAGCGGAACAAAUACUGUGGAAGGCUCAGAUUACACGACCUCCAAACCCAAAAAAUCUACACCGUCGAAAAAAGCGAAGCCAAUCAUACAAGCUAAGCCAGAUGCCAGACCGACGAAGGGGGAUCCCCUGUUUGAUUUCAUGAAAAUAAAAGAGGAUGUGUAUGAAUAUCAGUUGCGUGUUAUGGGGGAAUGGAUGACCAGGAGUCUUGACAGCCAGCCGGAUCCUCGAGUUGAUUUCGAGCCCGACCAAUGGCAGCGGGAUGUAUUGGAUAAAAUUGAUGCCAACGAGAGCAUGCUCAUCGUUGCGCCAACGUCCUCCGGCAAGACAUUCAUAUCGUUUGCUGCCAUGGAAAAGGUUCUGCGAGAAUCAGAUGAUGGAGUUGUCGUAUAUGUCGCGCCUACUAAGGCGCUAGUAAAUCAGGUAGCCGCUGAAGUAUAUGCGCGAUUCCGCAAAAGUGUCCCCGGUGUUCACAUGUGGGCAAUACAUACAAGAGAUUACAGAAUCAACAACCCGCACAACUGUCAAAUAUUGGUCACCGUACCACAUAUAUUUUCGAUCAUGUUGUUAUCCCCUGCUCUUGCUGCCGUGUGGACUCCGAGAUUGCGGCGUGUGAUAGUGGAUGAGGUCCAUUCUAUCAGCGAAGUGGAAGGAGGGGCCGUCUGGGAACAGGUCUUGCUGAUGAAUCCUGCUCCGUUGAUCGGGUUAUCAGCUACGGUCGGAGAUCCUUUACGGUUCUCAUCCUGGCUUGAGUCCGUGGAACGGAAUCGUGGGCGCCAAUAUUCUCUCAUUUUGCAUAAACAUCGAUAUAAUGCUCUGAGAAAAUUCAUGUACUUGCCCCGAGUGAUACGCCCUGUCAAGGGGCCUCUUUCCGAACAUGGUCAGGAUUCAUCCGCCUUGGUGCAUGUGCAUCCAAUUGCUGCACUCGCACUAGGUGAUCCGAAUCUCCCGGAUGAUCUUGCGUUGGAACCCCGCGACUGCCUGUCACUUUGGCAAGCAAUGUGCUGGACGGGUGAGCCCCUGAAUCCCAAUUUAACGCCCUCCACCUUUUUUGCCUCGACACCCUCAAUUGCGAUUAGAGAUGUCAUCAAAUAUGAAGCCGAGCUAAAGGAUGUCCUGAUAUUAUGGAGCAACAGAGCCGAUUAUCGUGCCCCGACGUCACCAUAUCAGAAGGUCAUAAAAUAUCUCCAGCAACCUUUAGCGCAAGCCGCUACUGAGACCCAGAUGCAAGAAUCCAUGGGGGCCAUGCUUCCUGAACUCGCUGAACCGGACACGAGGGAUUCACCGCCUUGUAUCAUUACCCAAUGCAUGCUUUCUGUUUUGGCAGAAUUAAAUGCGAAAGAUGCAUUGCCUUGCAUCGUAUUCAAUUUUGACCGCCACAAGUGUGAGAGGAUCGCGUGCCAUGUCGUCUUCCUUCUUGAAAAAGCCGAGCAGGAAUGGCGAAAGACGAGCCCUGCAUGGAAGAACAAAAUUACAAAGUGGAAAGAGCAGCAACAAAUAGCUGCGUUGAAGCUCAAAAACAGAGCGCAUACGAGCCGAAAGGAGCAGGAGAAUGAUGCUCGGGACGAAGAUUCUUCGAUCCACGGCUACUUCGAUCCCAACGAGCCUUCGGAACAGUUCAGUUUCGUUGGAAAGGGAACAUCACAGCACGACUUGAAUAAGGAGCUGGACGAAGUUGCGUGGGCAAAGUCGAAGAUCCCUGAUUGUAAGAAUUCUAAGAUUUCAGGCUCCGUUUCUAAUCCUGUGGUAUCAGGGGCCGUGGUCGCGUUGAGGCGCGGUAUUGGCGUGCAUCAUGCUGGAAUGAACCGCGCGUACCGUUCCCUUGUGGAGACCCUUUUCCGCAAAGGCGCAUUAAAAGUUAUUGUGUCGACUGGCACUUUGGCACUUGGGAUUAACGCACCUGCUCGCACAUGUGUUUUUGCCGGAGAUUCCGUGUAUCUCACUGCAUUGAAUUUCCGCCAAUGUUCCGAUUCGACGGAUGUCCACACUCAACGAAGCCUCAGUUUAGGACUCGUCGUCUUUGUGGGCCUCGAAUUAGACAGAGUACAGCGUCUACUACUCUCUCGGCUUCCCAAAUUGGUUGGUCUCAUUUUAGUCAGGCACCAGAAUCGAUUUGAGAGCUUCAUCACCCGCAACUCAGAAUAUGCUGUCAAUACCAUCAAUUCCCUGUUGACACUGCCGCAACUCACUGUUGGAAAUGAAACGCGCCGAGAACAAUUUCUUCACUUCAUCAGGUUCAGCAUAGAUUACCUUCGUCGUCUUGGACUUCUCGAUCCAAAUGGACGCCCCAUGAACCUUUACGGCGUGGUUUCACACCUAUAUCCACAUGAGCCCGCCAAUUUCGCGCUUGUUGCAUUGAUACGGUCGGGCAUUCUGCACGAAAUAACUCGGGAUCUGGAUAAGAGUGACGUUGCCCAUGAUCAAGCCCUUUCUGACCUCAUGACAGUGUUAGCGACACUGCUCGCAACCUGUACCCGACGCUCCCAAACUAAUGAAAGCCUUCUGGAAACAAUUCGUAAAUCAUCGUCUCGCAUCAUAAUGCCUCCUCUACCUCCAGGGGUAUUACAAGUUCUCAAAGACCACCACGCUAGCAUACUGGGGAUUUUUAGUUCCUACGUAGAAGAGUACUGCAGACAGUACGCGACGAGCUUGAGGGCCGAUAACAUUCUUCCCCUCUCACAGCGUGUCAUUGGCUGCAACCCAACUGCCAAUCUCGCGAACACAUUCAUCCAACGACUUGAAUCAAGCCGUAUUUACGUGAAGGCUCGUUCUUCAUUUGUCGCGCUUUCUGGACAUGAGGAUUCUUUUUCGUCUGUCGAGGAACUUGUCGAGAGUUUAAGAGCGGGAAUUGUCCUACCUCUUCACGCUGUUCCUUCAUUAACGAAGCUCACAAACCCCAACCAUCAGCUCGAUGCAUACGCCUAUGAUUUCUGGCACCAUGGAUCACUCGAAGUACUCGCUCGGGACAACGGAAUACGACGGGGUGAUAUCUGGUAUAUGUUGGAGGAUUUCCACCUGGCACUGUCAGCCCUCAAGACAGCACUCGAAACCUUGCUUGUGCGCGCAGAAGAGGAAGGUGAGGCGUUUCAAGGGAACGAUAAGGACGAUAAGGACGAGGACGAAGAUGAGACGGACAGUUCGUCAAACGAGUUGAUCUCACGUCCCGGAAACGUUGACAUUUCGGAUUGGAGACUCUACAAAGCCAUCGCUAUCCUUCACCAAGAUUUCGGAGACAAGUUCCGCAAGAUCUUCGCAUGA